Molecule: messenger RNA, 2822 nt
Organism: Sitodiplosis mosellana (orange wheat blossom midge)
Lineage: Eukaryota; Metazoa; Arthropoda; Insecta; Diptera; Cecidomyiidae
Product: gamma-tubulin complex component 2 homolog
Exons: 5
Coding region: 142-2679 (845 amino acids)
Biological process (GO): microtubule nucleation; spindle assembly; meiotic cell cycle
Cellular component (GO): spindle pole; gamma-tubulin small complex; centrosome
Molecular function (GO): gamma-tubulin binding; microtubule minus-end binding
Source: RefSeq, a predicted model, not a curated record
AGUGACAAAAAAGUUCGAAACGAAACGAAACACGCUCGUAUUGCGGGCCCACAACCUACGUCUUCAUUUUUGAAUGAUAUUCGAUUUUUUAGAAUAGCUUCGCGAUAGCUGUUCGUCCGAACGGAAUCCUACAAAGUUACAAUGUCUGAUGAAUUCAAUAAUCGGCAUCGGGCCAUUUUCGUGAAAUUGUUACAUACUGCACAAAGUAAAACAUCUGCAAAUUCGUUGAUUGCCGAGCUUCAACGGCAGAAGGAAAAAUUUCCUAAGAAAUCAUUGCAUAUAAUUUUAUUGGACAUUUCGAAAACGGACAAAUUGGCGGAACAAAUUUACAAAGAACUUCAAAAAGAUUUUAAAACCACGGAGAUUAGUGCGAUAGAAUGUUUACAGCGAUUUUUGUCAGCGUACGAAAAAUCAAAAUUCACUCGAAAAGUUAGCAGUCGCCAGAACAUUGAAACUAUUACGGAAGAUGAAGAGGUUUCGAUACUGCAGAAGACUCAACAUCAAGCAACUGAAAGCAUGGAAUUGGCAACCAAUACCAAUGGAAAUGAAGUUAAAACAAACGAUAUCAAAGAUGUUCGAAAUAAAGGGGUAAAAACAUCAACAGAUUGUCUCAAUAAAUCAGCGUACACAUCGGCUCUAUAUGAAUCCAUUCAGAACAACAACACCACACGAUCAGUUAGCGAUGUGCGUAUACAUUCACAGUUGUUUUUUAGCAAGUCUAUCAUCGAUUCGUUACCCUCGCAAAUUAUUCAACCCAAUUGCUCCGCCCGUUCCAUCACUGAACAAGAACAGAUAUUAAUAGAGGAACUAAUGUAUUCAUUCGUUGGAAUACCGGGUGAUUUCAUCACACCCCAAAUUAAUGAUGACAAUGGAAACGAAACUUCAUUCAGAAUCUCUGAUCAAAUUGAUGUGUCAUUACGCAAUAUUGCUCAAGAUCUAUUGCCAAUGGCAAGCCAAUAUUCAGAAAUCCAGAAAUUUGUCCAGUGGGGAGACAAAGUUAAAAAUCAAAUUCUACAUGCAUUGAGUGAAGUCAUACAAAUUUUUCUCAACGAUUAUCGCUUGUCCAUUACACAACUUGAAAAAGAAAAGUUGAAUAAUAACGAUUUAACUCUUCACAAAUUGCACUAUCUUAUUCGUCCAAAUGCGCAAAAACUGCAUAUACUGUCUGAGCUGCUUGGAAAGAUAAACAAAUCGGAUAUGAAGAGCGGAAUGAUUCUGUCGAUAUUGUAUGACGAAAUUACAAUGCAAACUGGAGAUCAAAUUUCACAGAAAAUGCUGGUCGAACUCACUGAACGGGCAUCGGUUCCAUACAUUGAAAUGCUCGAACGAUGGAUUCUCAAAGGUGUCAUUAUCGAUCCGUACAGUCAAUUCUUCGUUGUUGACCAUGUCAAAGAGUUAAGUAGCCGUAAUUCGCAAAUGGAUACGGCUCGAUAUUGGGAGAGUCGGUAUACAAUUCAACUCGAUCGCAUUCCUCGUUUUCUUGAAAACGAUGCCGAUAUCAUUUUGCGAACAGGCAAAUACUUGAAUGUAAUUCGUCAAUGUGGCCGAGAAAUCAUAUUGCCGGUCAAUACAUCGAAUCUCCACUUUGCGGCAACCAAUUGUAGUCAUUCGAUAUUCAUUAAACAAGCCUAUCAUAAUGCAUCCAAAACAUUGCUCGACCUAUUAAUGAAAGAACUUAAUUUAAUGGGACAUAUCUCUUCAGUGAAGCGUUAUUUUCUGUUGCAACAAGGCGACCUAAUCACACAGUUCAUGGAUGCCAGCGAAAAAGAGCUAAGCAAAACGGUGGAUAAAGUUUUUCCGCUCUGCCUAAACAACUUGCUUCAAUUGAUUGUUCGGUUGUCAUCGGCCAAAAAUGAUCCAUGCAUCGAACAUUUAUUUUGCGAUCUGUUCACAAUGGAUUUAAUGGAGCAAAUGUCCAAAAUGAAUGAGGCUGGCAACCAACACAAUGUUGACAUUGAUUUAAAGGACAGUGAAAAUUUAAGCUUGAGUGGUUUAGAGUGUUUUGCAUUUGGAUAUAGCGUCGACUGGCCCGUUUCGAUCGUGCUGAACCAAUGGGCAUUGUCACAAUAUCAGAUGUUAUUCCGUUUACUGUUCUAUUGUAAACACGUUGAACGCCAGCUCUACAAGGUGUGGAUCGAAAUUUGUGCUGUUACCAAACGUGUGCCGAAGGAACAGAAGAUGCAAUGGCGCACCGCAUUUGCAUUAAGACAACGGAUGCUGAAUGCCAUUCAUCACCUUGAAAACUACAUGAUGAUUGAGGUCAUUGAACCAAAUUGGCAUACUCUUAUCGAAAGAAUGAAGAAUGUUAAUAGUGUGGACGAAGUUUUGAAUAUUCAUUCAGAAUUUCUUCACAGUUGUGUACAAAAUUGUUGCCUUAAUCAUCCAAAUAUCCUGCGAGGUGUGAUCAACAUGUGCGGCGUUUGUCUCAACUUUGCAAAAUUCAUACAAAGUGAUGCCGGUAUCAAAGUUUCGCCCAAAUGGCAGAUAAUCAUCAAUGGCCAUGGCAAGGAAUUUGACAAGUUUUUGUUUCAACUUCUGAACGGAAUUAAUGGGAUGACAUGCGAAGAAAUGGCUGGUGCAAAGCUCAUCAAUUUAGUACACCGUAUUAAUUUCAAUGGCUUUUAUUCUGAGAGCUUCGAACAAAAUGGUGGUAAAAACAGUGCCUUAAAAAGUGAUUGAUUUUAUGAGAAAUUAAUAUUGAUUUUGUUUAAAACACAUAUUUUUCUUUCCAUUCCAUUGUAAUUUUAAUCAUUUUAAUUUCAAUAUUUCAAAAAAAAAAUUUCAAUACAUAUUUCCUUUUUUAAAAAAACAUUCAAAUUAAA